GGAGCACGAGAGCUGGGCCUGUGUUGCUACCAUCUCUCGCCCUCUCGCUCUCCUUGUGUCUCGCCUGGGCUGCACAAGAGUUGUGUUAUCAAUUCUCUCCUUUGCAUUCGGUCUUAGCCUAUUGAUCAUUGUCACUCCUUAUUGGGCUAUUAUUCUUAGCUGUAUAAUCUGAUACCACUUCAACUUCCACUUCGCAGCCUGGUGCUUCCAAAUAAUUCAAAUCAUCAACUAUUCAAUAAUCAGUCAUCAUGAAGAGCUUCUUCCUGACCUGCACUCUCUUGGCGUCGUCCGCCCUUGGACACAUUCAGAUGUCCAAGCCGUACCCUAUUCGCAGCCCUCUCAACCAGAAGGCCGAAGGCCAAAAGGACUACUCCUACACCAACCCUCUGUCCACCUCCGGAGAUGACUUUCCCUGCAAGGGAUACGCCAACGAUCCUUUCAAAUCCGUGGCCGACUACAAGCCCGGUCAAGAGUACGAGAUUGAACUCCAAGGCAGCGCUACCCACAAUGGUGGCUCGUGCCAGAUCUCCCUCUCCUACGACAAGGGCAAGACCUUCCGCGUCAUCCACUCUAUGAUCGGUGGAUGCCCUCUGGAGAAGAGCUACAAGUUCAAGGUCCCCUCUGAUGCCCCAUCCGGUGAGGCUCUCCUCGCCUGGACCUGGUUCAACAAGGUCGGCAACCGCGAGAUGUACAUGAACUGCGCCCAAGUCACCGUCGGCAGCGACAACGCCCGAAUGGAAGGCUUCUCCGCUGUCUCCAAGGCCAACGCCUUCGACAGCCUCCCAGAGAUCUUCGUCGCCAACGUCAACGGCCCCGGCAAAUGUGUGACCAUUGAAGGCAAGGACGUCAACUUCCCCCAGCCAGGCCCCUCCGUCGAAGGAAAGGCCGAAGAGAAGGGCUACAAAUGCGAGGGAUCUGCUCCUUUCCUCGGCAGUUCAAGGACCACCAACGACAACGCUGCUAGCUCCUCCUCCGCCGCUGCCUCCCCUUCGGCCAGCGCUGCCCGCGCCGCCCACGGUGCCCUCGAUUCCUCACCCGCCGCUGCAUCUUCUUCUGCUGCUGUCGCCCAUGCACCAUUGGGCCAGGAAGCUUCAGCUGGUCACUAUGAUUACCCCACCCCUGAGCACCGCCACUGCCGCUACCCCGAUGAGUACAUCUGCUCCGCUGACCACUUCAGCUUCUUCCGCUGUGUCCAUGGUGACCUCGUCUUCAUGGGUCCUGUCGCUCCCGGAACCUGGUGUGUCAAUGGCCACAUUGAGCGUGCUCCUUGGUUCUAAGCUAUUGCCACUUGCCCUGUUCUUAUCAGAAUAAGCUAGUCAUCUCUCUCUCUCCUUUCUGGAACAAACCAACCUUCGUUAUGUAUCUCUUCGCGCCUGUGAUGUUGCCAGGCCUUUCAUGUUAACAACUCUCUAUACGUCUCGCUAUAUCUUCCUUAUUUUCUUUCCUUGGUCUUUAUCUGGAUAGGUUAAUAUAUAUCUUCCAUUAUUCUAUUUGAGGUUACUGAGUAAGGAAGGACGCUACUGUAAGUACCAUCUUGCAACCUAUCGUUUUGGCGUAGUGUUGCAAGUUGCGGUGGGUUCGUAACUUAGAAUGCCAAAAAGAAUUGUAUGUAACCUGAAAUGCUCUCACUUGUGAAUGCUGCCUACUACCAUAAACCAAGGAAUUACAACGGUUCAGGGUACUAUAUAGGUCCGUUCUAUCGUCGAUAGGCUGCCCGUCAGCCUCCGAAAACAGCCCGCAGGUCUCGAAUGCAG
This is a messenger RNA of Aspergillus versicolor CBS 583.65, 1754 nucleotides long. Its product is annotated as putative extracellular protein. The transcript is spliced from 2 exons. The coding region runs from base 249 to 1277 and encodes 342 amino acids. Lineage: Eukaryota; Fungi; Ascomycota; Eurotiomycetes; Eurotiales; Aspergillaceae. The record is from RefSeq and is a predicted model, not a curated record.